AUGAAUAAAGUUGCAAUUAGUGAUAAUGAAUUUAUGGAAUGUAAUAAAUGUGAACGACCUUUUGACAUUUUAUGCGCGAAUUUUACCAGCGUAUCUUUCACCACUUUAUCGCGGGAGUUCAAAAAUUCUUGGAUAUGCAUAGAAUGUCGCAGUAAACUGCCCAAGGGUGAUAACUCACAUACACCAGUACGGCAAACGUUACAAAUGCAUGAACAUCAUAAUAAAAUAGUAAGCCCUAGUCCUGAAACAUCAAUAUGUUUUGAAAAUGUGACUGUGCGUGCCCCAACGCGCUUUGUCCACUCAACCCAAAAUACCGCAAUAGUAUUACACAAUGAUGACAGUAAUUUAGGAUGCUCACAAUUUGAUGGAGAUACAAGCACUAUACCAAAUUUAUCAGAUAGUGAAAAUGAAGACAAAAUUCUUGAUAUGAAGAGACAAAUAGAAAAGUUGACGUUGGAACUGAAUUCGGCAAACACUCAAAUUAAAGCACUAACACUGGAAAAUGACACACUUAAAAAAACAAUCACGGAAAUGAACCCUAAAAAAAACAGUGAAACAAAUACGGCAGCAAAAAAGAAAAAACGGCGAUCUCCUAAGAAGAACAACACCUUGCACAGCGAAAUAUUAAAAAAAACAGAGCCUACUAAUAUAGGAAUGAAAACAUCACAUUUAAGUAAAUCAUACAGAGACACUACACAGUGUAUGCCUAAAUUAUGUAUGAUUAGCUCAAAUAAACACAACAAUAUGACUACAAUAGCACAAAAUACUUUUAGUAAUUUUCAUAUAUGUCAUUAUUUAUAUCCGAAUUGCGGAAUAACAGAAUUAAUUAAUAAUUUAGAUAAAAAAGUAAAAGACUAUACCAAGAAAGACUAUUGCGUAAUUUUUAUUGGACCUGAAGAUUUCAAACAAACAAAUAAUUAUUUUGACAUAGUAUUGAAAUUGAGACAAACAUUGCAAUUAAUUACAAAUACAAAUAUAAUAUUAUGCGUGCCGACUUUUAUAGUUAAUGAUUUUUCGACAAUAUUCAAUUGGAGAGUUGAAUGCUUUAAUAAUUUGUUAUACUUGGACAUACAUUUACACAAUUAUGCAUAUCUUUUGGAUUCGAACUUAAAUUUAACAUAUGACUAUGAUAUGUUCGAAAUAUGCGCUAUUUCGAUUAUCUCAGAAAGUCAAACUUGA
This is a messenger RNA of Amyelois transitella, 1179 nucleotides long. RefSeq lists its product as uncharacterized. Bases 1 to 1179 code for a protein of 392 amino acids. NCBI's taxonomy places the organism in Eukaryota, Metazoa, Arthropoda, Insecta, Lepidoptera, Pyralidae. The record is from RefSeq and is a predicted model, not a curated record. The transcript has a single exon.